AUGCUAAUGUACGUAUGGUUGGCAAUGUCAGCUGCAAUUUCGAUCACGCAACUUCUCGUUACCACACAACCUGAAUGGAUCGUGAACACAGACAGGAUCCAGGGUUUGUUCGCACUCUGCACCGUUUGGGGUUGCGAACUACGGGAGGUGACAGCGCUGAUGCCGUUCCUCCUGCAUGCCGUCGGUGCCUUGUUGUUCCUGCUCUCCACCAUUGCUCUCGUUCCUGUAACAUUCUGUUCUGCAACUUCCAGUCCUCUACGAGCUAUCGCUCAUCUACAAAUCACGGCUGCCAUAUUCAUGGGUCUCUGUUCAUUUGUGGUCCCAAUAAACAUGCAGGACAUUGGUUGUACAGUUUCACAACUACUCCGUUCUUCAGUGUGCAGAGUGGGCUGGGCGUAUGCAGCAUCGUCAGUAUGUAGUUUGGUGUCGAUCUGCUGUCCAGUACUCGGAAAACUAGCAUCAGACGAUAGGAAGCGAUAUGCUCUACUCCAGCAUCCAGAACACUACUUGUGA
Necator americanus (New World hookworm) is the source of this 513-nucleotide messenger RNA. RefSeq lists its product as uncharacterized. The record is from RefSeq and is a predicted model, not a curated record. The transcript is spliced from 4 exons. NCBI's taxonomy places the organism in Eukaryota, Metazoa, Nematoda, Chromadorea, Rhabditida, Ancylostomatidae. The coding region runs from base 1 to 513 and encodes 170 amino acids.